Phycomyces blakesleeanus NRRL 1555(-) is the source of this 474-nucleotide messenger RNA. RefSeq lists its product as hypothetical. NCBI's taxonomy places the organism in Eukaryota, Fungi, Mucoromycota, Mucoromycetes, Mucorales, Phycomycetaceae. The record is from RefSeq and is a predicted model, not a curated record. The transcript has a single exon. The coding region runs from base 1 to 474 and encodes 157 amino acids.
AUGGACGGCCCUGUUACUGAAUUUUUUUCAUCGAUUUAUCUGUACUGCUAUACACAGCUUUUACAGCUUAACAUCGUUUUACCGGCCCCUGAUCAGGCCUUUAAUGUCAUGUCGUCUGCAAGUACUUAUAUCUAUGAGUACUCUCCCGAGAACCUCCGUCAUUUUGGAAUUUGGUUGACAUCCGUGCCUGUCCAGGCUAACAUUAUCCCCGUUUUUCUGGCCAUUCUUGUACUAUACACUCUGUUCUCGUUAGUGGUUUGGGCCGUUCGAGGAGUUUUCAGACUUAUCUACAACUUUCUCCGAUUCAGCAUUAUUGUUGCCAUGACUUUUAUACUGGUGUAUGUGGUUCAGCAAUAUGUUUCAAAUGGUGCGCCUUUUAUGGAGUACUUAAUCGAUAUGCUGUCUCAAAUCCAGUGGAGCCAAACAACCAUAAUUGAGCAACAAUCAAACCACAACCACCAGGUCGUAUUUUAA